UUUGGCUACAUUUUGGUGACCUUGUAAGGAGGAUUAAACUACUUGUGUGACUGCCUGAUCAGAUUAGUCAUAAAGCGUCCACAAAUCAUUUUCUAUAUUGUUUUCAUUUUUGUCCUAGCUGAUGAGCUCAUUACUGUUAUGCACACAAGAUUAUUUGAAAUGCACCCGUUUCUUCCUAUUCGUUCACUCUUCAAGUUGUUUUACAUUACAUCUGCUUUCUGCACUCUAUUCAGACCCGAUGUUUUCCGGUUCAAUCAUGACGAUGUAGUUUGUGAGGGAGAUCACUACUUAUUUAACUGUGAACUCAGUGAAUAUUUAGCUGAUGGAGUAUUGGGGAUUUACAAGCUGGAAAAUGAAUUUAUCCCUGCUAAUUUGAGUGCCCGAGAGAAAGAGGUGGCAGAAAUUUUCAAAAAGGAUCCCUAUCCCAAUUUGGUCAUAUGGUCUCUAAGAGAGAUUUUCGAAGAACACGGAGUUCAUAAAUGGAAUCAAACUUACGAUCGAGAUCACAAAACAUUUAAAUAUAGAUAUGGACCAUUGACUCAAAAUGAUUCUGGACUUUAUUAUUGUCGUUUUAUUAUUCCUGGUGAAUAUUCGACUUUAAUGUCGACUUACAUGAAACUUGAAGUUAAUAUGAAGUGUCCUAAACCAUCAAUCAACUGGAUUCUUCGAUUAUUCCCAUAUUUCCUAUUUUUCGUCUUUAUCUCAUUGAUUCUUCAACUGGUUUGGCUAUGGAGACGAAAAUCUGAAAUUAUUACAUAUAAGUUGAUAAGUAUUGGACGUUCUAUAGAGUACUAUGAGUUUACUACAGGUGAUGCACAAGUAUCAAAUAACAAUAAUUCGGAUAAUAAUUCAUUUGAAAAUACUACAAGUUUAAUGUUAGACCCGAUUAAUAAACCUGUGAUUAAUAUAAAGACUAUUGUCACCCGUCGUCCACCGAAAUUUAUAAAUAAAAUUAAAGAACGAUGUACUACUAAUCGUUAUGUAACUUCACCAAGUCAACAACAAUUUUAUAAUAGGUUCACACAUGAAAAAGAUAUACAACGUUUAAAAGAAUUAGAUAAACUAUUCUUAUCCAAUUAUCAACUCGAAAAAGAUGAACAUUAUGAGUUCUCACGUAAAAAUCUUCAAUUAACAUGUCGAUUAGGUUCAGGUGCUUUUGGUAUUGUUUAUAGAGGUGUUGCAGAAAAUCUACCAAAUUGUGUUAACCCUAAUGAGAAAAUCGAUGUUGCUGUUAAAACUUUAAAAGAUGAUUUCACAGAAGAACAUGUGUCUGAAUUCUUGAUGGAAGUGAAUAUUAUGAAACAGUUGCGUCAUAAGCAUAUCAUUGAAUUUUAUGGAGUUUGUACGGAAAAUGGCUCACCACUUUUAAUAAUGGAAUAUGCUCCUUACGGGAAUCUCAAAGAGUAUCUACGUCGUCAUCGGGAAAUUUGGUUGAAUUGUGACAAUUUAUCUUUGAAACUCUUAAAUUUUGGAUGUCAGGUUGCUAAUGGUAUGAAAUAUCUGGAGUCAAAGUGUCUUAUUCAUCGUGAUUUAGCUGCUCGUAAUAUUUUGGUUGGUAAACAUUGUCAAUUAAAGAUUGCUGACUUUGGACUUACAAGAUUUGCUGAAAAUUAUUAUCGUAAAGUGAAAAAUGGUCGUGUUCCUUUAAAGUGGUUAGCUCCGGAAUCUCUAGGUGAUAAAAUCUAUACAAUUAAGUCGGACGUCUGGUCAUUUGGUAUACUAUUGUGGGAGAUAUUCACCCUUGGCUCAUCACCAUAUCCAAAUAUUAAUGUAACAGGAAUUAUACAUUCAAUUCAAUCAGGUGUACGUAAUGAAAAACCAUUAUUAGCAUCAAAUACAAUUUAUCAAAUUAUGUGUAACUGUUGGCAGUUUGAUCCAAAAGAACGAUUAUCAUUUUCAGAAUUAGUGAAUUUAUUAGAAUUACAAAUCAAUGAACAUGAUGAUCGUACUGAAAUUAGUGAAACAACUUCAGGAAUAUCAACAUAUCAUGAUGAUGAUAAUCAUAAUAAUUAUAACAGUGAUUUAUUAACAAAUAAUAAUGAUAAAAAUAAUAAAUUAGAUAUGAACAUUAGUAUUACGACUAAUGGAUAUGGUAGUUUUGAUUUCUCUGACGAUGAUCAACAGAGUGAUGAAUAUGUUCAUCAUCCUAUUUUGUCAACAGCAUUUACUUCAGUUUACUGUGAAAUGAGAGCCUAAUAGUUAUAAUGUACACUGUGGGGUUGGAAGUGAAGAAGCAUGAAAUGUAGAAGAAAAUAAGUGUUAUAUAUGUAUACAAUUGUGAUUAUCUGUUAUAACUACAUUUUUUAAAUGUCAUCAUUCUUGUGUUUAUUAUUAGUAUCAUCAGUGUUUCCGACCAUUAAAUAAAAGCCAUUUUUCUCAAAUUACAUGUUUUUCCCCACUCUUAAUAGCAUUUCACGUAGAAAUUCCUUGUCAGAUUGGUCGAAUAGACAAUCUGUACCAUUCGAAUUAAGUUUAUUAAAUAUGUUAGGUAAAAAAGUGUGAUUUUAAAAUUGAUUUCAUUAUCCAGCGCCGUACAUGUUCUAUCAUAUCAUUUUCCCUAUCUUGACAAUUCGCAGAUCUAUGGUUUACGUUAGUUCACCAACGUAUUAGGUUUUUUCUAAUAGAGCAGUGGCUUGAUGGCUAGGGCGUUCAACUUUCCACCACCAAGUCUGUGAUUCGAACCCUGUUACAACAGCAUUGGUUUGGGCAACCGGAUAGAAUCAUUGGCCCCCAUGCCUAGAAUUUGUCUCGUAUCAGGUGUUUGAUGAAUAAG
Messenger RNA from Schistosoma curassoni, 2773 nucleotides. Lineage: Eukaryota; Metazoa; Platyhelminthes; Trematoda; Strigeidida; Schistosomatidae. The record is from the annotation of a GenBank genome assembly.